This is a messenger RNA of Carassius auratus (goldfish), 2475 nucleotides long. It is a transcript of the gene fbln1, whose product is annotated as fibulin 1. Gene Ontology annotation, molecular function: calcium ion binding; peptidase activator activity. Lineage: Eukaryota; Metazoa; Chordata; Actinopteri; Cypriniformes; Cyprinidae. The coding region runs from base 120 to 2123 and encodes 667 amino acids. Gene Ontology annotation, biological process: extracellular matrix organization. The record is from RefSeq and is a predicted model, not a curated record. The transcript is spliced from 15 exons. Gene Ontology annotation, cellular component: extracellular region.
GAACGCGCCGCGGACACGCGCUCAUUAAAGCGCUCUGACAGUCAGCCUCAACGCGACUUUCUGUCUGUGUUUCUCCUCUCAGAGACUUUAAAAGACUCUGUCUCGUCGCGUGUGGAUACAUGGAUCUCUCUGUGAUCGUGCUGUUGUCUUUGUGCGGGUUUCUGCGGGGCCAAGAGACCACAGAUCCCAUCUCGCUGGAUGACUGCUGUAAGGAUGGCAAAGAAAGAGGCCAGGAGUCCCAGGACUGCACGAGUCUGCCUCUCAUCUCUGAGUCCACCACCUGCAGGAUCGCUCAGGAACAGUGCUGUACUGCGGUUCUUGAAGACAACGUAUGCACCAGCGGCAUCAAUAUGGCGAAGGACCAGGGCAGCUGUGACGCUCUCUUGUCCAGCAGCACGUGUGAAACCAAGACGGCGAAGACGUGCUGUGAGUGCUGUCUGCUCGGCCGGGCGGCCCAGGAGCGAGGUUUGUCAUGUGACCUCACCCUCGCCGUGUGGUACCAGUGCGGUCUGGUGUCCCGCGCCUGCUGUGUGGACCGAUCGCCCAACAGCGACGGGAAGCCUGCACCGGAAUUGCCAUCGCAGGGUGAUGCACAAAACACAGAGGAGCAGUGCAAAGCUGCCGGUUGCUCUCAGAGUUGUGUUAACGGCUCUUGUACCUGUUCGGUCGGAUACAAGCUGAAGGCGGACAGGAAAACCUGCGAAGACAUAAACGAGUGUUUGCUGGGCUCUCAUCAGUGCAGCGGGGGCGAGCGCUGCAUCAACACGCUGGGAUCGUUUCGCUGUCAGAGGGUCAUCAGCUGCGGGACAGGCUACGAACUCACCGACAACAACAAGUGUGAAGACAUUGACGAGUGUGAAACCAGCACUCAUAACUGCGGAGCUGAGCUGGAGUGUCAGAACACAGUCGGCUCGUUCCGCUGCCGUCCCAGAAUGCAGUGCGGCGUGGGAUUCAUCCAGGACGCUCUCGGGAGCUGCAUCGAUAUCAACGAGUGUUUGAGCGUGACAGGACCGUGUCCGUCGGGUCACAUGUGCUUCAACACGGUGGGCUCCUACACCUGCCAGAGACACUCGGUGACCUGUGGACGAGGAUAUCACCUGAACGCCGACGGCUCUCGCUGCGUGGAUAUCGACGAGUGUGCGGGACCUGAUAACUCCUGUGACGGUCACGGCUGUAUUAAUCUGGUGGGCUCGUUCCGCUGUGAAUGCAGGGCCGGCUUCAUCUUCAACAGCAUCAGCAGAUCCUGUGAGGACAUCAAUGAAUGCAGGAAUUAUCCUGGACGUCUGUGUGCACACAAGUGUGAAAACAUCCUGGGCUCCUACAAGUGCAGCUGCACCAUGGGCUUCAAGCUGUCCGCCGACGGGAGGAACUGCGACGACCUCAACGAGUGCGAGAGCAGCCCGUGCAGUCAGGAGUGUGCGAAUGUGUACGGCUCCUACCAGUGCUACUGCCGCCGCGGAUAUCAGCUGAGCGACGUGGACGGCAUCACCUGUGAAGACAUCGAUGAGUGUGCGCUGCCCACUGGUGGACACAUCUGCUCCUACCGCUGCCACAACACCCCGGGGAGCUUCCACUGCACCUGUCCCAUCACAGGAUACGCCCUCGCCCCAAACGGACGCAGCUGCCAGGAUAUCGAUGAGUGUGUAACCAGUACUCACAGCUGCAGUGAAUCAGAGAGCUGCUUCAACAUUCAGGGCGGAUAUAAAUGCCUGAACUUCGACUGUCCGGCCAACUACAGACGCUCAGGAGACACUCGCUGUGAGCGCUUGCCUUGUAAUCAGACUAGCGAGUGUCUGGCCUUGCCUGUGAGAAUUACCUACUACCACCUGACAUUCCCCACCAAAAUCCCCAUUCCCACCAACAUCUUCCGCAUGGGCCCGUCCAACUCGGCGCUCGGGGACGACAUCGAGGUGGCCAUCGUGGACGGUAACCAGGGAGGCUACUUCGCCGCCAAACGCGUGGAGCACGGCGGCAUCCUGGUGGUCCAGAAACCCAUCGCGCUUCCUCAGGACUUUGAGAUCUCUCUGGAGAUGAAGCUUAGGCGAUUCGGACACCUUAGCGUUUACCUCUUCAAGAUCCGCUUGUUCGUAACCCCGGACGAGCUGAGCCACGUCAGCGAAUGAAACCGCGUCAUGCUUGAUUAGCUGCAUCCAUGUGCCCUGGGUAUCUCGUCUAACCUUGCCUUCAAGUCCUUCUGGAAAGAUCCCACUUACUCAAGUAGAAAUUAGUGUUAGCAUGUGAUCGAGUGAUUUUGGUCCGAAUGUAAUCGAUGCAACAAAUGAAGAGCAAAUAAUGAGUGUUAAGUUUGAAAUCAGUGGCUUGUUAAUUGCAUCCUUUUUGUCCAGCCUUUUAUGAAUUAUGACCAAUACAGUUCAGGGUUAUUAUCGCAAAAUCGAUAUAUUUUUAAACCGUUUUGUUGACUGAAAUAGAGUGGAAAUAAAAUAAAUAAAUAAAAAAAUACAUAAAAAAUUUAAA